Ctenocephalides felis (cat flea) is the source of this 627-nucleotide messenger RNA. Its product is annotated as zinc finger protein 11-like. The transcript has a single exon. Gene Ontology annotation, molecular function: DNA-binding transcription factor activity, RNA polymerase II-specific; RNA polymerase II transcription regulatory region sequence-specific DNA binding. Gene Ontology annotation, biological process: regulation of transcription by RNA polymerase II. Lineage: Eukaryota; Metazoa; Arthropoda; Insecta; Siphonaptera; Pulicidae. Gene Ontology annotation, cellular component: nucleus. The record is from RefSeq and is a predicted model, not a curated record. Bases 1 to 627 code for a protein of 208 amino acids.
AUGUCUCAAGAAACUACAAUUAAAAUUGAACCAAUCGAAUAUAUUCAAGUUAAACAAGAAUAUGAUGAUUGUCCUCAAGAGGAGCAAGAAUUUAAUGAUUAUGCAAUAUGUCCUGAAAUAUGUCUACAAGAAUUUUUAAAAACUGAGAUAAAAGAAGAGGAAGAACCAAAGCAAGACAUGAUCAAUGAGCAAGAUGCAGCAGGCACUGGUACAAACGAUACAAGUGUAGGCCUAAGCCAUUUCCUUAUCCCUGACACAACCAAUAACCCGAAACAACUCCAUAAGUAUGAAUGUAAAGUCUGCAACAAAAUAUUUAAAACAACACAAAAAUUAAGGCGCCAUGAAAUUGUUCACAUUAAAGUACAACCUUAUAGAUGUGAAACAUGUUACAAAUCAUUCAAAGAGGAAGACUCGUUAAAAGUGCAUGAAAGGACCCACACUGGGGAACGCCCUUACGAAUGCACAAUGUGCAAUGAAGCAUUCACCACAAAACAAAAAUUAAACCGACAUGAAAUGAUCCACACCGCGGAGAGCGUCCAUAUAAAUGUGAGAUAUGCGAUAAAGUUUCAAAUCCAACUAUUCAUUCAUCGCCAUGAAAUUUUCCAUGCUGGGUUGAGACCUUAUUAA